UUAAAUACAUGUAAUUUUGUUCUUAACAUUAAAUUGAAAUACUGUAGAAUUCCAUUAAUUCCUAUGAAGGACUGUUCCUACUGGGGAGUGCCAAAUAGCCCGACCGGUGGCUUCAAAGCCUCUCAAUGGCCAAUACAUAGUAUUAGCAAUCCAGGGUUUAUAUAUUAUUGUUGGUUGGCACUAGCUCAAGACUGAGGGGUACCAGUGAUGUAACUGACCUUACAUUAUAGAAUUCUUACGAAAGCGCAAUCCAGUUUUCAAGCAAAGUUGUUUCGCAAUAUUAGGUAUGGUCCAAACAAUCACACCGGAAAGCACAUUGGUCGCAUGUAAUUCUCCAAGAUGAAUGCCUUUUUACACUUCCGAAGUUACUGCAAUGUGAGUAUAACCGACUUUAGCUAAAGUAGCCAAAAGCAUGCACCUGCUAUGCAAGCACGUUGUUGUUGAACAUGCACCAGUAGUUAUAGCACUCGAAGAGUGUGUUGUGCAUUCAAUAAUGGCUAAACACUAAGCCUAAAUGUUGCUAUGGAGAUAUUGCAGGACUUAGUGACAAUGAAUAGUGAAAUUGCCCAUAUAACAUUGCUCCAAGAAAACAACACAAUUGCUUAAAACCAUUUAAUUUGCAUUUCGAAAUCAAUGUAAAUACAAUGUAUUUUACAUAUGUCUUUAUAUUCAUGAUAUAAGGCCUGGCCUAUUGCCCUGUAUUAAAGCCUUAGUUUUUUAAAAUGAUUUCAAAUCAAAAACCGCAUAAACCCAAACUAUCCCCAUCAACUUGUGUGGUGGUUUUGUUGUCAUGAGGCUCAGAUGUUAGGGAGGUACUCAGUCUGCCACUAGUUUCCAUUGGAACAGACAAAGGCUCCGAGGGCUGGCGGAGGAUGCCGAGCUGGGGGUGCGGGCACCAUCAGGCCGGAAUAUGUAUAUUUCUAAUGUUUGGCAGAUAGCAUAUAUUAAAUAGCAUAUCGCCAUGCAACAUAGGACUGUUGUGACAUAUUGAUGAAGCCGAGAGUGGUUUGCGAGAGAACGCAGGCGCCACGCGGCGAUUGAUAGAGUAUGUGGGGGUCUGGUUUCGCCUCGUCCCGACCGUGUGUGGUUGAACUCGGGCGGAAUCACAGCCUGCCCUUGGGGAUAUGUGGCUCCGACGAGCCUCACUCUCUAUAUGGCUAUAUCGUCGCAAUCCCUUUACAACAGGACUACGGUGGGACCAUGACGGGAUUGGGGUCGGAUUCCUGGUGGAAGAAAACCAUCUAUAUCACCGGCGGUGCCCUCCUCGCAGCUGCUGCCUACAUAUUACACGAGCUGCUCGCCAUCAGGAAGGAGCAGGAGUUGGACUCUAAAGAUGCCAUCAUCCUCCAUCAGUUCUCCAGGCCAAACACGGGGGUCCCCAGCCUCUCACCUUUCUGCCUCAAGAUGGAGACGUACCUACGCAUGGUGGACCUACCCUACCAGAACUACUUUGAUGGGAAGCUCUCUCCGCAGGGCAAGAUGCCAUGGAUUGAGUAUAACUGGCAGCAGGUGUCGGGGUCAGAGUUCAUCAUUGACUUCCUGGAAGAGAAGCUGGGCGUCAACCUCAACAAGAACCUCAGUCCCCAGGAAAGAGCCGUGUCCCGAGCUGUCACCAAGAUGGUGGAGGAGCACCUCUACUGGACAAUAGCCUAUUGCCAGUGGGUAGACAACCUGGAGGAGACCCAGAAGAUGCUGCCAGUCACUGGUCCUCUCAGUGACAUGCUAAAGUGGAUCCUCGGCCACCUGAACAGCAGCAUGGUGCAAAGGGAGAUGUACGGCCAUGGCAUCGGACGCUUCUCCAAGGAGGAAGUCUACAAGCUGAUGGAGAAGGACAUGCGCACGCUGGCCGAACUGCUCGGAGAUAAGAAGUACUUCAUGGGGCCUAAGAUGUCGACAGUAGAUGCUGCUGUGUUUGGUCACCUGGCCCAGGCUAUGUGGACACUACCCGGCACACGUCCUGAACAGCUCAUCAAAGGCGAGCUCAUCAACCUGGCCAUGUUCUGUGAGCGCAUGCGGAGAAAGUUCUGGCCUGAGUGGUUCGUGGACAUAGAGGACUUGUACUAUGACGGAGCAGACACUGACAGCAGCGAGGGCUCUUCUACAGGCCUGAUGGACUUUGGCCUGUUCUCCCGGACAGACACCAUGGAGGAGAGUGAAGCCUCUGACAAACACACGCACUCACACACUCACUCCCCCGAUACGGACCACUCGCUGUUCGACUCGGACGUGGGCACGGGCUCGGACAAUGGGCCGCAGCUUAAGUGUGACCCUCCUAGUCCUGACCCUCCUAAUCCUGCCCCUUCCAGUCCCAAACCUCCCAACCCUUGACCCAUCCUUACCAAGGCAGGUGGGGUGGGUUUGGCUGAGGCAGUCAGACAGCCGGGAACUUCAAACUAGUCAGGGCGCUGCUAUCUGGCUUGGCAUCAUAGAGCUGCGGAACAGAGAGGCACAGUUCUUGCUUCUCCUGCUGGCCCUCCCUCUCUUCCAGAGAUCUGUGCUCACACAUGGAGGCGCAGUUAUAUUCCAUGAUGACUGAAAACUAUAUCCUAACAAUGUAAUAUCAGUGCACUCCGACAAACCGUGUGUUUGUAUGCAGAGCGUAUAAAUCGAACCCCGUGUUACAUGUGUUACAAUGUGAUUUCCUCACCCCGAGUAAUUGUGACAUUGCCAAUAUGGCACUAUCACAGACAUUGCCUUAUUUGUGUCAGCUGUCCAAGGGUACAGGCUAGUGUAAAACGUCAUGAGAGAGAUUGUUGGUUGAACCAGUGAGUGGAGUGUCUGUCCAUGGAAUACAGACAUCAUGGCUGUUUCUUUAGAAAUGUAGCUAGUGAAAGAGAGACGACGACGAUGAUGGUAGCAGAAACAUGAAAACACUGGAUUUUUAGAGGAAACUGAGGUCAGUCAUUUUGACACAUUGUAAAGAGUGAUAUAUAAAGAGUCUUUGACUUGGCUGCUCUAGUCUGUGUCUUACUAACAGUGGGCUAUUCUACCAGUAGUCCUAUGGUUUGUGGCUUGCUGCUGAGCAUCAGCCAUAAUCACUGGCCUUUCCAUCAACUCUGUGUCUAACUUCACUCUAGCAAAGGAGAUUGGGAUGCGCAAAAGGAACUGGAGAUGGAACAAUCUUGUCGGAGUAGAGCCGACUCUUGUAUCUCACCACUAGAGGGUGCUGUAUCUAUACAUUCAUCCUGCUGUCUAUUUAGCUCUAUGGUCUCGAGUCCUGUCGGUUUCUGCCACUUGGAAUGUUAAAGGCCCAAUGAAGUCAAAACGUGAUAUUCCUGUGUUUUAUAUACAUUUCCACACUAUGAGUUUGGAAUUAUAUUGUGAAAAUUAUGAUAAUGCCCUUUUAGUGUAAGAGCUGUUUGAAAAGGCAGCGCUUUUCAGUCUGUUUUGGUGGGAUGGAGUUUUGGCCUGCCUGGUGACAUCAGACCAAUAAGAAUAGACCAUUAAGAAAUAGAGUUCCAAACCUGUGCCAAUAACAGCUUAGUUUUCAGUUUUCCCCACCCUCACCCAGACCACUCCCAGACAGUCCUAGCUACAUUUUUGCUUGAGAAUUUCCUCUUUGCUAAGAAGCUGUUUUUCUUUCUUUUUGACCAUUUUAACUGAAAACAGUGACAGUAAGGUACUUAAAUAUUACACAGAGGUGAUUUGAUAUUGAGAUAAAAACAGCUGCAUUGUUUAAUGAAAUAAUAACAAUAAUACAAUGCAUUCGUUUUCACUUCAGUAUUAACACCAUACGAAUACAGAAAGUUGCUGAAACAGAAUGGAAAGGCCCGUUUGUAGCAAGUAGUGUUAUCCCUUUACGUGUGUGUGUGUGUGUCUGUGUGUGUGUGUGUGUGUGUGUGUGUGUGUGUGUGUGUGUGUGUGCGUGUGCGUGUGCACGUGCGCAUGUGUGUGUGUGCGUGCGUGUGUGUGUGUGUGUCUGAGAGAAAGAUACCGGAAAGAUGAUAGUGGGUUGUAAUAUGACUACAUUACCAGGUAUGAUAUAAGCCUUGUGCACAGAAGUUAUGAAAAGAGGGGUUGAAUGUGAAUCGUGAAUGCAGAUUGAUUUUUGCUUUCUUUACUCAGUAACUCACAACUUAUUUGAAAACAGUGCCAGCACUUUGUUUUUAUUUGUGAUUAACUUAAGUUUGCGAUGUUUUAUCGUUUGUAUCUUUAUUGCUCUCAAGGAGAGAUUUUUGUUGCAUGUUGUUUAAAAUGGGCAAAACUAAUGCACCCAGGACGCUGGGGAUUGUCGUGAUAAGAUGGUGAGGCCAAAUGAAUGGAAUGAGACAUGUACAUAAAUGACACAGGUCACUGGAUGUCUGUGUGGUAGCUAGGCAUUCAAGUUGAACUAUUGAUAGGUGUAAUCAGGAUGACCUUGAGAGAAGAUCAUGUUUAUUCGCAAAGUUGCAAUGUCAAAGUAAAUAGUUGUUUGCAAAGGCACAUGGACAAAAGACCAAAUAAAAAAGUAAAUUGUCAAUCUGCUAGGAUUAUACUCACCCUACCUCCCAAUGAUGAAACAUAAAAUUGCUAAACAAUGGGGACCAAGACACGGAUCUGUCUAAACCUUUUCUCAACUGUCCUUUAAGUGUCUUUUAAUUAGACUUUUUGUGUCUGUAAUUGAGCAAAUAUCUUUGAGGGUGUUUGAUUGAAUUGCAUUGUGUUAUUGUUGAAAUUAUUUUAUUUUAGAAGUAUGGGCAGACCAGACCUGCAAUGAGAGAACAGCAGAGGAGGCGGCAUCAUAUGGGGCAGAGCUGCCUCCAGAACACGAUUCAUCCCCAAAAACCGUCAACUUGCGUUAUAUUAUGAGAUGCGUUUUUACCAUGCUACAAAUGGAUAACUCAUUAUAUCAGUGCGACUACUUUGUCAAGCUAUAUUAGAACAGUGUAUGUCCUGUUAGUGGAAACAUUACAUUACAGGGAAAUGUACAUAAGUGUGAUAAACUCAUGAAUUCACUGUAACAUACUGACAAACUACCUAUGGAUGUUCAAUUAUGAUAACCCAAAGGUGAGGUGGCUGUAUGACUGAUUACUCUCAAUGAUUUCAUUAAACAAUAGCUGUGACAUUUAA
Molecule: messenger RNA, 5049 nt
Organism: Oncorhynchus tshawytscha (Chinook salmon)
Lineage: Eukaryota; Metazoa; Chordata; Actinopteri; Salmoniformes; Salmonidae
Product: failed axon connections homolog
Exons: 6
Coding region: 1048-2328 (426 amino acids)
Cellular component (GO): cytoplasm
Source: RefSeq, a predicted model, not a curated record